AAUUGAGAUACGUAAUGUCAAAUGCGUCAGAUGUGGAGCCUUUGGCCAUCAGAGUGGUGAUCGUGAAUGUCCAUUGAAAGAUGCUAUUAUGCCAAAUGAAGAGAGUCGAAUAAAAAGAGAUGAUCCUUUAACUGCUAUCCUGGCUCAGACAGAUGCUUCUGAGCCUUUGAAGUGGGAGCUCAAGCAGAAGCCUGGACUCAGCCCUCCACGUGGUGGGUUCAAUCUUGAUGAUCCCAACCAACAGAUAGUUGCUGAGGACAUAUUUGAUGAGUACGGAGGAUUUCUUACUGCGGAUAAUGUACCUGAUUUGCUGGCCAGCUUAUCAAGCAAACCAAAUAAGAAAAAGAAGUCCAGUAAGAGCAAGCACAAAAAGCGGUCUUCACCAGCUAGACCAGAUUUACGUGAUCAAGAAGAAAUUACUUCAUCUUCGGAUGAUGAUGAUAGAGGAAGAACACUGAAGAAGAAAAAGCAUAAGAAGAAGUCUGGAAAGCAUUCUGUGUCUUCAGAGGACUCUGAUAGCCAUCGGAAAUGUAGUAGUAACCGACAGAGACAUUCACUGUCAACUAAGAGAAAGCAUUCUGAGUCAAGUUCAGAGGACGAUGAUAAUGACAGGCAUCGCAAAAGGAGUAACAGACACAGACGUUCACAUUCAAGUUCACCUGAGCGUGAAGAUAAGGAACACAGGAAGAAGAAUCAUAAUGAGUCAAGUAGGGGAAAGCAUUCUAAGUCAAGUUCAGAGGACGAUAAUAAUGACAGGCAUCGGAAAAGGAAUAACAGACACAGAUGUUCCCGGUCAAGUUCACCUGUGCCUGAAGAUAAGGAACACAGGAAGAAAAAGCAUUCUGAGUCAAGUAGGGGAAAGCAUUCCGAGUCAAGUUCAGAGGACGAUACUAAUGACAGGCAUCGGAAAAGGAGUAACAGACACAGACGUUCACGGUCAAGUUCACCUGUGCCUAAAGAUAAGGAACACGGGAAGAAAAAGCAUUCUGAGUCAAUUAGGGGAAAGCAUUCCAAGUCAAGUUCAGAGGACAAUGAUAAUGACAGGCAUCGGAAAAGGACUAACAGACACAGACAUUCACGGUCAAGUUCACCCGAGCCUGAAGAUAAGGAUCGCAGGAAGAAGAGUCGUCACUACCAUCAUCAUCACAGUCGGCACAAUCAUUCUGAUUAUUCAUGACGAUGAAGUUAUAUCAUCUAGCUGUUGCCUCCUAUAAAAGAGCUCCAAAACCUACUAGUGAUGCAAAAGCAGUAAAGGGAAAAAUGGUGAGCCACGUUAAACCGAUGGAAGGAAAGUAAUCAGUCAAAUCAUGGAGUUAGCUUCUUGCACCUCUGUAUCUAUGCAAUGUUUUCAUCUUGUGUGGCUAUCAAAUUGGGAUUCUUUGGCUUCCUUUUUAAGGUUACUAGCCCUUAUGCUUCUCCUAAUAGCAGAGUGAGUGCAAAUUUAUGGAGAAAAGUCCCAAAACAGUUGGGUAUCUUUGGACUUGGGUUUAAAAUGGUCCUAUUUCUUAUACAUGAGGCACUAAUAUUCCAUAUUGUUUUAUAAAGUGGUGCAGUUCCAGUCUUUGAACCAAACCACCGUGAGAACUCUAACGGAAGCCACAUAUCGCACGAGCCUCCAUCACGUGUUUUUUUUCUUUCAAAAACAAGAGAAUUCUCUCAGCAUCUUUGGACAAAAACCAUCGAACUUGUUCCCUUGUCCCAAUUUAUUAGAACCCUAGCUUGCAAAUUGGUGAUGAUUUUAGCUGAAGAGAGCGAAAUCUUGUGUGGAAUUGCAACAACUGUGGCCAACUUGUCUCCACAAAAAAAUGUGUGUUGCUUCGGUGCUAGAGAAAAUGUCAAGAAAGAAGCAUGCAAUUGUCGAUAUAAGUUGUUAUUUCAUGGAAAUAAUGAAAACAAUGCGGAGAAUUACUGAAAGAAGUCUGUGAGACGUGUUUGUAUGAUUGUAAGUUUUGCGAGUAGUAGACUGAAUUGUCAUAUUGUGGUAAACGAAUUUGUUCUUUGAAAAGCUGUCUAAGCAUUGAGUGUGUUGUUUGAUUCUAGCUUAAGAGGAACCAGCUUCUUUAGAGCCUCCCUCACCUGAGGUAUGGAAUUCUCACGGUGUUUAGUUAAAAAUAUGGACUAUAUAUUGUGCUCCAUGUAUGUAUAAGAAAGAAAUAGGGCUAUUAUAUUGUUUUCCACA
Messenger RNA from Nicotiana tabacum (common tobacco), 2179 nucleotides. NCBI's taxonomy places the organism in Eukaryota, Viridiplantae, Streptophyta, Magnoliopsida, Solanales, Solanaceae. The record is from RefSeq and is a predicted model, not a curated record.